AUGAACACAGUCGCCCUUGUUCAAGCAUUUGACGCAACGUGCAUCUGCGUCACUCUUCCAGCCCUCGCAAAAGAACUCGAUGCCUCCUUUUCCGAAAGUCUGAGCAUGGGCUCAGUGUUUCUCCUCGCAACAGCCAUAUCCCAACCCAUCUUUGCCGAACUCGCCCACGUCAUCGGUCGAAGACCAGCAUACAUUGCCUCCCUAACCAUCUUCAUAUCGGGGACGAUUCUAUGCGGCGCAGCUCGAAACAGUCUGAUGCUCCUGGCAGGCCGGGCAGUACAGGGAAUUGGCUCUGGAGGGCCACAAGCAUUGUCAGGCAUGAUAUUGGCUGACCUCUUCCCGAUCCGCGAACGAUCUCGAUGGGUGGCGUAUCAGAAUGUGUCAUGGGCUCUUGGAACAAUUGCUGGGCCCCUUGUUGGAGGUGCCUUUGUUGACAAUGUGGAUUCGAACUGGAGAUGGAUCUUUUGGUGCACCCUUCCUUUCCUCGGCGGCAGCUUCGUUGGCUGCAUCUUCAUGCUCGGGUACGACAGCCACCAGCGUAAUUGGCGACUCAUCAAGGAUCUCGACUGGAUCGGUAUCCUUUUGUUUGCAAUAUCCUCGGUUUCUAUCCUCCUGCCGUUGACCUGGGGCGGUUCCCGGUUCCCAUGGAAAUCGGCUCAAGUUCUCGUUCCCAUUGGGGUCUCGAUCGUCAGCUUUGUGGCUUUAGGGGCAUAUGAGAGGGUAGCAAAGAAGCCCAUGUUCCGGCAAAGCCUAUUUCGAAACCGUUCAACCAUCUUGCAGUUCAUCAACGCCAUGAUUCAUGGCAUCAUCAUGUGGAUGGUCUUGUACUAUCUUGCCGUCUUCUUCCUUGGUGUCAAAGGCAAGUCGCCUCUGAUGACCGGGGUAUGGGCCCUUCCUGCGACUGUGACCGUCGCGCCGGUGGCUGCCGUCGUGGGAAUAGUUGCAUACAAGACGGGCCAAUAUCAAGGCUUCAUGAUAGGUGGCUGGGGCCUUCUCGUCGCCAUCCUUGGCGCCAUGACUGUCCUAGACCAAGACACAACAACCCAUACCACCCUCAUAAUUAUCCUAUUGCUAGGGAUAGCAAUGGGCUUGCUGAUCCCAGUCAUGUCGAUCGGUGUUCAGGCCACAGUCGAGGAGGGUGAUGUUGGGCAUGCCAUUAGCAUGAUAUAUGCCCUACGAACUAUGGGUCAGUGCCUCGGUAUUGCCAUAGGGAUCACCGUCUUUUCCAGCCAGCUAAAGACGGAGCUGAAGAGCAUGAACCAGGACACGGAUCACGCCAACAACGCCAUGAAACUUAUCAAGGUCUCCAUCGAGCAGGGGGGAUUCGGCCACGAGAGAAUGACUGAGGCCGUUGUCAUGGCUCUGAAGCAUCUCUGGGCGACAGGGAGUGCAUUGGCCGGCCUGGCAUUCAUCCUGGGACUCUUUGCAAGAUGUCCUAAGCUUCCAAAGAACCCAGAGAAUCACGUUGAGCAAUCCACUGGAUUCCCUGCAACCCCGAUAGGCCGAGUCUGUGCAGUUUUGAUAACCAGGGAUAUUCGCAGCCGGAGCCAAGUUUGA
This is a messenger RNA of Fusarium vanettenii 77-13-4, 1557 nucleotides long. RefSeq lists its product as uncharacterized. Gene Ontology annotation, biological process: transmembrane transport. The coding region runs from base 1 to 1557 and encodes 518 amino acids. The transcript has 3 exons. The record is from RefSeq and is a predicted model, not a curated record. Lineage: Eukaryota; Fungi; Ascomycota; Sordariomycetes; Hypocreales; Nectriaceae. Gene Ontology annotation, molecular function: transmembrane transporter activity.